Molecule: messenger RNA, 3161 nt
Organism: Sturnus vulgaris (Common starling)
Lineage: Eukaryota; Metazoa; Chordata; Aves; Passeriformes; Sturnidae
Gene: FEZ2
Product: fasciculation and elongation protein zeta 2
Cellular component (GO): cytoplasm; axon
Source: RefSeq, a predicted model, not a curated record
CCGCGUCCCCAGCUGCGGCGGCGGCUAUGGCGGCGGCGGCGGCCUCGCAGCGAGACCCGGGCGAUUGGCAGGACUUCUCGGGAUUCCAGCCCUCCGCGGGGAGCGGCCCCGAGGCUGCCUGCGACAAGGGCGGCUGGGGCGGCGGGGAUCUCGGGGCGAAGCUGUCCCUCUGCUUCGAGCCCCCGCAGGCCCGGGCUGGCGGCGGCGAGAGCCGCGUUCCGCUGCGGCCGCUCACGGAGCAGAGCGCGCUGCAGGACGACGAGAUUUGGAAUGCCUUGACUGAUAAUUAUGGUAACGUGAUGCCAGUUGACUGGAAAUCUUCCCACACCAGAGCUUUGCACUUGCCAACUCUGAAUCUUUCAGAAAAAGGGGUAAAUGACAACUUGAACCUUGACUUGUCAGAUGAUGAAGAGCUGAGAGAACAGUUGGAUAUGCAUUCUAUCAUUGUUUCCUGCAUCAAUGAAGAGCCACUCUUCACAGCAGAGCAGGUAAUUGAAGAAAUAGAGGAAAUGAUGCAGGAAUCACCUGAUCCAGAAGAUGAUGAAACACCCACCCAGUCAGAUCGGCUCUCUAUACUUUCCCAGGAAAUUCAGACCCUCAAGAGAUCCAGCACAAACAACAGCUAUGAAGAGAGAGUGAAAAGAUUGUCUGUUGCUGAAUUAAAUGAACUGCUAGAAGAAAUUGAGACUGCUAUUAAGGAUUAUUCUGAGGAACUAGUGCAGCAGCUGGCUCUACGAGAUGAGUUAGAGUUUGAGAAGGAAGUGAAAAACAGCUUCAUUUCUGUCCUCAUCGAAGUACAAAACAAACAGCGAGAACACAAAGAAACAGCAAAGAAGAAAAAGAAGCUGAAAAAUGGUAGUCCUCAGAAUGGCAAACAAGAAAGAAGUCAUAUGCCUGGAACAUACUUAACAACCGUCAUUCCUUAUGAGAAGAAAAAUGGACCCCCAUCUGUUGAAGAUCUUCAAACAUUAACCAAAAUUCUGCAUGCCAUGAAAGAGGAUAGCGAGAAAGUGCCAAGCUUGUUAACAGACUAUAUUUUAAAGGUUCUGUGUCCUACAUGAAGAGGGCUGCCUUUCAGAAUUAGCCAUGCUCCUUUCUGUCAUGAGAAGCUUUCCUUGGAUAUAACUCAUAGUAUUUUUUCAUUUGGCACUAUACCUAAAGCAGUAUUCAUUUACCUCCUCUGUGUGUGUGGAUUUUCUGAUCCUACAGUAAGUCAUCUGGGCAUGACAACUCAUUCAGUUUAACUUAAUAGUGCAAUGAACUGGAGCAGGGAACAAACAUUGUACAGUUUUACUUGCAUUGUUCUGACUUUUUAAAGUCUAUUUUUACAUUGUAUAGCAUGUAGUAAAUCCUCCUACACAUUUUGUUGUUGGAAGGAAAGGUAAACUUUGAAUAGUGUAAAUAAAAUAAGCCUCAUUUUAAGGAAUCCAUAUUUAAAAGAAUCCUUAGUUUCUAAACAAAGAUGAAAAAAUGAUCUUAGUCAGACCUGGAAUUUAAGAUUCAAGUGAGUUCUCCAGCACACUCCAGAAGGGUGAUUGUGGAAGUCAGCAAUCAACACUGCUUUGUAAAUGGUAACUUUGAACUAUACAACAGAUUUGUUCAUAGAUUAACAAAUCCAGAUUUCUUGGUUUGACAUAAGUAAUUGUGUGUGUUCUUGGUAUUAACACAAACAUCUGACUAAUGUAAUAUUUCAUGUUUGGUUUUUUUUUUAAUUAAUAAUGUUCAUGUGGCUUAGAUAUUCUCCCAUAUUGCUGCUAUAAUUUUACUGGUUUUAAAAGGUAUUUGAUCUUAAUGAAAAUGCUUCAAUAUAUAAUCAUUUUAAAAGGCAGUAUCUUUUUAAAAAUACAUGUACAGUUUGAAAAACUUGCACCUGGCUUCCAAGUUAGUAUUAUAUUGAGAUGUUUGUUGUUGUGUGUCUCUGAAUUUUACUACAAAUAUCUCUUGUGUGCACUGUCUCCUCUGUGAUGAUGUACCUACAUUCAAACAGAUGAGAAUGUAUUUUACAAAUCCUGUAAAAGAAACAUACCCCAUAAUCUCAAUUUUAAAUACUUGUCAUUUUGCCAGUCUAAAAAUGAGAUUGAAAUAUAAGGAGUACUAAUUUUAAAAAAAGAGAAAAGGCCACCAAAAACCCACACUUUUUUCUAGGUUGAAUUCCUAUUGAUUCUUCAUCCAGAUGUAUAUAGUGAAUAUCUAAACGUGUUGGACUGUGAGGUUUUAAAGAGAUAAACAUGUUUUCUUCAGUUUUUUCCAUCUAAAGUCUUCAGGGAUUUUGUUAGUUAAAGAGAAAUUUGAUCCUGAAUACCUAGCAUCAUCUUUAAUGUUCAACUUUAUUAUCAUCACCAAAUACUGUUUUAGUCAGUAAAACAACAUGGUUUGAAGAUAGUUCUCAUAAUGUUUUGGGAUUUUUUUUCUAAAGGCCUCAAUAUUUUUGUCUUUUGUGCCUUUUUCAGCUUAGAAUUUUUUUUCUCUUCCCUCUCCCCCACUUGACCACCAAUGGAUACUUGCCAGCCUGCUCAGGAAUAAAUAGAUCCUCUCCAUAAGUGUGGCAUAUGUGAAGAAGUUUUUUUGUUGCUUUAUUUUAUUUCAUUUGAGGUUUCUCUAAAAAGAAGGCAGCCAUUUAUUUCUUUAGCUGGUAUGUUAUAAAUUCAUUAUGGCAUGCUUUUUUUGUAGAAAUUCUUGAUGUUGGCUCUUGAUGCCUGGAAAUGGGCAAAGGGGAUGACCCUUCUUUAUUUUAAAAAAGGUGUACAUGUGAAACCCACCAUGUCGCUGUGUGAAAUUAUUUAGAGGUGCUUCAAUCUCCUGAUGAGGCUUGAAGUAACAAGAUGGAACAAAAUAAAACUAUUAAAGAGAAGAGUAAAAAAAAAAGGCAUCAACAAAAAAACUUCUGUCAAAGUUUGUUACUUGUAAAAAAUCUUGGUUGACUUAAAGUCACAAACUACUAAAGGUAAUGAAACUGGAAACAACUUCAGUGGGAUAAGCAUCUGCUUGGGAAUUUCAUGCCUCUCAUCAGACUAAACAAGAUUUCAUUAUAAAAAGUACCUGUUUACCUUGUAUGCAUUAAACAACAGCUGCCAAAUAUGGCAAGUAUUAUAUGUAUACCUAUAUAUGUACAUAAAAAAAAAAUCUCAAAACAUUUGAAUAAAAAGAACUGUGCAAAUCUG